Molecule: messenger RNA, 589 nt
Organism: Prorocentrum cordatum
Lineage: Eukaryota; Dinophyceae; Prorocentrales; Prorocentraceae
Source: the annotation of a GenBank genome assembly
CGCCGAACCUCCCUCCUCCUCCUCCUCCUCCUCCUCCUUCUCCUCCUCCUCGCCCCCGGCUCCGGCUGCACCUCCCCCGGGCGGCAGGAGGCGCAGGGCGUCGAGCCGGCGCGCCUCGGCGAGGCGCAGCUCGCGGCCCGCCUCUGCGAGGCCUCCGCCGCGCUGCGCCGCGCCGCCGCGGAGAACCUGGGGCUGCGGCGCGGCUGCGAGGCCGCGGAGGCCGAGCGCGACGGGCUCCUGCUGCAGCUGCGCGCCCUGCAGGCCGCACCGCCGCCGCCCGCGGAGCUCGACGCGCCAAGCUUCGAGGGCGAGCUGGCGGGUGUGCUCGGCGCCGGCUGCGAGACGCGGCACGGGCUGCUGGACUGUGCCGCGCUUGCGGGGGUGCAGUCCGCGCUUCUGUUCGACGUCCUGCGCGCGCGCGAGGAGCUGCAAGCCCUUCGCCGCCAGCGCGACGACGAGCUCCGACCCGCGGGCGUCGGGCGCGGCGGCGGGCGCGGCAACACCACCGCAGCACCGCCGCGGCACCUCGUCCCCCACGUCGUCGUGUCCCGUGUCCCUGCUGAGAAGCAGGAUGAUCACCGUUGACGAG